UAUAUGCGUUAUGGAACACACUCCUGCGCCUUACGGUCCCAGGGCUGUCUAUGGAUAUGCUAUGUAUAUCGGAUCAAAUAUGUUGUUCCUAUUGUACGUGAUAUGGGCGAUAAUACCAGACAAGAUGUUGCAUGAUUAUUUAGGACUGACCUAUUGGCCCUCCAAGUAUUGGGCAGUUGCAAUUCCUAUAUGGGCAUUGACUGCUCUAGCUACAUUUGCAUUUUUAAUUUAUCCUGCUAUCAAUAUGUUAAUAACUCCAGACAUCGAUGACAUCCGGACUAUUACGGACAAGUAUGCCCUACAAAAUGUCGAAACUACUCCAGGCGGAAUACCGACUGUAUCUGACAUACCAAUUACAGAAGUCUGUAGGAGAUUAUAUUUGAGAAAAAAAUAAUCUGUAAUCAUUUA
Messenger RNA from Acromyrmex echinatior (Panamanian leafcutter ant), 408 nucleotides. Its product is annotated as phosphatidylinositol glycan anchor biosynthesis class P. Gene Ontology annotation, biological process: GPI anchor biosynthetic process. Gene Ontology annotation, cellular component: endoplasmic reticulum. The record is from RefSeq and is a predicted model, not a curated record. Gene Ontology annotation, molecular function: phosphatidylinositol N-acetylglucosaminyltransferase activity. NCBI's taxonomy places the organism in Eukaryota, Metazoa, Arthropoda, Insecta, Hymenoptera, Formicidae.